AUGACGGGCCAACGAUCCAAGAGGCAUUGGAGGCAGGUGCGCAGUCGGCUGGAAGGACACGGGGCCAGCGACGACCAGGAGGGCUACGAAGAACAGUUUGCCGUUCCCGAUGCGGCUCCCGACGAGGGAGCCGCGAAGGGCCGCGACGCAAGUCGCGGUCCUACUGGUCGGAAGCCUGCAAAGGCCGACGACCAACAGCAACCCACCGCCAAGGCCGCCGCCAAGCGCAAGUCACCCAAGAGGAGGAAGAAGAAGAAGCUGCGCGUGCCGGACUCGGCGGAAGCGUCGCUGUCCAAGCCGCAAGGCAAGGACGCGGGGCGCCAGUACACCGUCGAAGAGGUGCGGUACGUCGUGGCGCGCUCUGAGCUCGUCUGGCUGCUGGAGCAAGACCCGAUCUUGGUCUUCCUCAAGCCCAUGCUGAUGAGCAAUUUCACGGGCCCCUUCGUCGCGCCGGACUUCGAUAGUCUCACCAGCGUUGCCCACGCCGCGCCGACUCUCUUCCAGAUGCUGCGUGACUCGGGGUUCGUGCUGGGAUCUUUCGAGAUGGAGGAGCUGUGCGACUGGGACCUCAAGAUGCGCGCGAUUCGCGUCGUGCAGGAGCCCUUGACGAUUCUCGCCGGAUCCGUCAAACAAGACGCGACGAGUUUCUCAGCGGGCCAAGACGCGCCGAGUUCCUCGACGGGCUCAGCCCAGACCUCGACGACCACGCCCUCGCCGCCACCUCGAUACCAAUCGAGCGUGGACUCCGACAGCAGUUUCGAGUCGCCCAAGCGCAUGCCCAUGAACCGGCCGCCGCGCGUCAUGCAGCUAUCCGCGGCGCCCACGCGCACAGAGGUGACGAAACCCGCCGAGGAGGUGCUUCCCAAGGCCUUGAGAGAAUCUAUCAUCAGGCUGAUGCAGACGACAGUGAUGAACACCCCGCGCGCCGACACGGCCGCAAUUCCGACGGGGCCGAAGCCGCCCUCGAAUCCCACACCCACGGUGGCUCGCCCCCAGGAGGCAGCGGAUGUCGCCAUGGAGUCGGUCAGUUCGCGUUCUUCGACGAGGUCCAGAACUCGACGCGACGCGGACGAGGGCCCCGAUGACCUGUUCGACUUGGACAUCGAAGUGCCAACAACCGCGGCCGCCGUCGCGACGGCGACAGCCGGCGGCGUAGCCCUCGCCCGCGUACGCCUCUCAGCAUCUUCCGAGCUGAAAGAAUUCUUAGGACGGGACGCCAGCGAAGAGAAAGCCAGACUGUGGCUCAACCGUCUGAAGUCCGCCGCGCGGCGCGACGGGAUGACGGGCGAAGAAGUGUGCGGGCAGUUCAGCGAUCUAAUGAGCGGCCCUGCGCGCCAAUGGUAUCUCCAGUUGCCCAGGAAGGUCAAGAAAUCAUGGACCGAGCUGAUGGAGCAAUUCCGGGUGCAGUACUGCGGCAAGGGCGUGUCAAUGGCCAGUCGCUACUACCAUGCGGCUCAGCGCCCCGACGAGACCCCUCUGGAUUACUCGUACCGGCUCAACGUCGCGGGCAUGAGGGCCAACAUCCCAUACGCCGAGGGCACGACUGAAGAGAAGCGCGAACACGACGAGCAUUUCAUCCGGACGCUGAACACGCAGGAGGCCGAACUCGCCUCGCGUCUCACGCUGAUGGAGGUCGCCGACUCCGAGGCGCUGGAGAAGAAGCUGCGUGCCCAACAACGUGGAUUGGUUCACCAGAAAAAGACUCUCUUCGGCUCGAACAAGUUCCGCCAAAAGGCGCCGACCCCGCCGACUCAGCCGGCGCGCGCCGUGCAUGCGAUUCACGUCGCGCCGGACGAGUACGACUCGGAACGCGAAAGUCGCGACAGCGACGAUCGCCAGUACGACCAAGGCGAGGCGGACGAAGAACGCGCCAAGUUGUUCGUCGCGGGACAGGCCCCGCCGGGAGAGCCGGCGCGUCGCAACUUCGAUCCCGACGACUCGGGACGCGACCGCCCGUGGUGGUUCACGUCGCCAUGUCGAAGGAGACUGCUGGAAGUUGUUGACGUGUCAGAACAGUCGCGAGAGGUGGUUAGUGAGAGCCCGACUUCCCUGAAUGAUAAUACGUGUGAAUCCAACCCGGAACGUACCACGCAAGAACGCGCGCUGCGAAUCUCGGCGGUCCGACGUACGACGGACGACGAGUUUGCACGUGAACCACCCCUGGAUGAGAUCGACUUGCAACCAGGAGAGCGACGCGGAUACUGGAAACAUCACGCGCCGCACAAGUGGUACAAGCAGGCCAAGAUUCAUGGAAAGCUGAACAACUGUCGUGCUGUGUUAUUGCUCGACACAGGUGCCGAGGUGUCCAUCCUGGACACCACCUUUGCUCGUGAGGUAGGCUGCCUGAUUGACACGGAGAUCACGCAAGAGUGUGCGGGAAUUCGUGAUGAGACAUAUUACACGGUGGGGAUAACCAGAGUCAAGAUUACCUUGGCUGGGAACUUGGUGUACUACAUGCACCUGUGGGUCGGCGACUUGGUCGGCCAACACGCAAUCCUGGGAAUGAACUUCAUGGUGCCCGCUGGAGUGCGCAUCGACACUGCGGAUGGCACGGCGUGCCUCCCCGACGAGGUGCAUAUCCAGAUGAUCGGACGAAGACCGCUAUACGGCGCAUGGAUGCACCCGGUCAACGUCAAGACGCCUGUGAGGCUCGAACCAGGAGACACGCAUGAAGUCUUGCUGAGGCCAGAUCGAAACGCGCCGUUCCUGUGGGUGACACGGGCAGAGUCGUGGCUGACUACCUUUGUCAAGGGGAGAGUCGGAAAGAAAACGUACCUGCCCUCUGGAUUCGUCCGACUGGGCUCCACCCGGUACCAGCAGUGGCAGAAUCUGGCGUACGGCGCGACGCGCGACGCGGAGGAGAACUGGAUCCCAGCCGAGCUCGACGGACCGAUGACGGAUCGCCCCUCAUACCCGACGCCUAAAUAA
Molecule: messenger RNA, 2928 nt
Organism: Phytophthora sojae
Lineage: Eukaryota; Oomycota; Peronosporomycetes; Peronosporales; Peronosporaceae
Exons: 4
Coding region: 1-2928 (975 amino acids)
Source: RefSeq, a predicted model, not a curated record